CACAACCAGCUAAAGAAUUUCUCAUCUACAACAAAGAUCAUAACAAGUGCAUCUCAAUUGAAAAUGAAAGAAUCGCCGCAAGAUCGUGCAACCCGAUGACAGAUAAUCAAAGAUGGCUGUGGACACAAUAUGACCAACUUCAAAGUAUUUUCAAUCAAACAUGUCUCAGCGUUCGUGAAACACCAGUAAACUGGGUCCGUGUGAAAUUGUCCACGUGUGAUCGCCAUGACACAUAUCAAGUGUGGGCUUGCGUAGAUGACUUGGUCAGGUUGAAGGGCACAGUGUUAAACUUGAAUUACGGAAAUGACCAUGGAGGAGACAAUGUUGUGUUGUACAAUGGGGAUGGGUCCUGGUGUAUGUGGAAGGUCUAUGGAGAAGACGUGCGUGUGUGUGAAAAACGGCCCCAAG
Messenger RNA from Paramuricea clavata, 408 nucleotides. The record is from the annotation of a GenBank genome assembly. Lineage: Eukaryota; Metazoa; Cnidaria; Anthozoa; Malacalcyonacea; Plexauridae.